AUGUCUAGUUUUCAGCAAAGUUAUUUGGCUAAGUGGGAACAAAUUCCGGAGUUUUCUUCGUGGCUUUCACGUUAUAAAGAUGACGAGUACGCCACCUUUUGCAAAGCAUGCAGUGCGAAACUCCAAAGUAGAUUAGCAUCUAUAAAACAACAUGCAAAUAGUGAAAAGCAUAAAUCGAACUUUAAAAAAUAUAAAGGACAGUCAAAGGUUGAUAAAUUUUUUAGAAAGGUACCACUGAAAGACGAAGUCAAGAAAGCUGAACUCCGACCCGAAUUUGAAAAAGAUAUGAUUGUAGACAUACUUCGUACUGCAUCUCCGUCAGGUAAACCAGUUUAUUCAAUUGUAAUUGACGAAAGUACAGAUGUUGCCACAGUCAAAGUAUUGGCGAUAGUAAUCAAAUACUUCUCUGAAACCGAACGUACAGUAAAAACCAAAUUCCUUGAUUUAGUUGAUUUAAGUGGUGAGACCGCAGAUCAUUUAUUUAAUGCUUUGUCAUCAAAGUUAUCCGAAUUAGGUUUAGAUAUAAAAGAUGUGUUGGGAUUCGCUGCUGAUACUACGAAUGUGAUGUUUGGUCAACAUUCUGGCAUUGUUGCAAAAAUUAAAGAAGUGAACCCAAAGUGCUUUUUCAUAAAAUGUGUUUGUCACUCUGCAGCAUUAAGUGUUAGCCAUGCUUGCAAAAUACUGCCUAGAAAUUUAGAACAGAUGAUAAAAGAAGUAUAUGGAUAUUUUUCUCAAAGCAGCAAGCGUCAAAGAGAAUUUGCUGAGUUCCAAAAUUUCACUGACACUGAAAACCAUAGACUAUUACGUCAUUAUGAUAUAAGGUGGCUAUCGCCUCAUGCUUGUGUUAGUAGAAUAAUUGAGCAAUGGAGGGCACUGCCGUUGUUCUUUCUUGAAUUGAUAAAGACCAAUACUUGA
This is a messenger RNA of Diatraea saccharalis (sugarcane borer), 915 nucleotides long. The record is from the annotation of a GenBank genome assembly. NCBI's taxonomy places the organism in Eukaryota, Metazoa, Arthropoda, Insecta, Lepidoptera, Crambidae.